This is a messenger RNA of Amborella trichopoda, 4533 nucleotides long. Its product is annotated as Leucine-rich receptor-like protein kinase family protein. Gene Ontology annotation, biological process: protein phosphorylation. Lineage: Eukaryota; Viridiplantae; Streptophyta; Magnoliopsida; Amborellales; Amborellaceae. Gene Ontology annotation, molecular function: ATP binding; protein binding; protein kinase activity. The record is from RefSeq and is a predicted model, not a curated record.
GGUUACUUUACAGCGGAUUCUGUUGGAGAAUUGAUCACAAAUAUACUUGGAUUCUGUGAGAAUUGAUCACACAUGUACUUAACGUUCAAGUAGAACUAGACCGAUGUCACCAAUUUUUCAUCAGAUCAAGCAUUUUCAAUCUGGAUAGUCGAUUGUUAAUAUUACGAGGAAUAAAAUAAAACUACAGUAUAAAUGGACCCCGGAGGGAAUCGAGAGAAAGGACAUUAGAGCAUGGGCACAUACCAAGAUAUAGGCCUGUACCUGCCGUCCACACAGCUUAGCUUUAAUCACAUACAGGAAGUCGUCGAAGAUUGCAUCAUUGUCUGUGAAUUAAUUACAGCAUAUUCUAAAACGCGAGACUCUUUCAAUUAAAUGCUGGACAAUUUCCGUGUUGUCUUUUGGUUUAAUCCUCUCCUACUAAACAUGAAAUUUAGAGAAAAACUCUUAUCGGAUUCCAGUUAAGAGAGAAAAAACUGUUUAUGGGAUUACAGUUAAAGAGAGAGAAAGAGGAGAGAGAUUCAAUAAAAGAACAUGGAAUUUUAGAAAGAGAUCCAACAAUGAGACCUUUAUGUUAGAGAGAGUAAGACCCACUUUUAGAGAGAGAGGGAGAAUAGUAAAGUACCUUAGCCGCGUUGCAACAUAUAUUGGUGAGAGAAAGGGGGACCGUGGUAGAGAGAGAAAGAGACCCACCGAGCAUGUGCGAGCGCAACCAGCCGCAUACCACCAACAGAUAGGCAAGAGAGAGAGAGAGUGAGUUUUAGAGAGAGAAAAAGGAGAUGGUACAUCCACCUACCCACCCAAGAAGACCAAAUGGAUAAAAAAACCCCGAGAAAGAAGGCACGACUCUCCCCAAUCAAAGCAUGCAACGCCGUUACCAACAUGUGCUCCCCCGUCAGCACUACAUGCUUUCCAGACUGUUACGACUUUCUCACUCUAACAUUUCUCUCUCUUAACCCAACAAAAACGCAAUCCUUUCCUGUCUCUCUCUAACGCACGGCAAAUCGGAUCUCCACCCCCCUCCUCUCUCUCUCUCUGAAAAACUGUCCAAUCCAAAGAGAAAUCUCUCUCUCUCUAAAACACUGACCCAUACGGCGUCUCCUAUGUUGUGUCCUGCUCUGCACUUUUCAUUUUCCCACCAUUAAAAAACCGAAACUCUUUCUCUCUCAUUCCAUUUGCCUCCUGCGCCGCCCAAAUGCCAGGUAUGCCUCCCCUUUUUUAACUCCUCUAUCCAACAACUAGGGUUUUUCUCUCUCUCUCUCUCUCUCUCUCUCUCUUCAACUUUCUUCUCUCUGUCUAGGGUUCCUCUCCAUCACCCCCAAUGCAAAUGCAGCUCCACUGCUCCCUCUUUCUCCCUCUACCUCUUCCUCAGGGCAGCACUUAGGGUUUCAGUUCUCUCUCUUGUUUCUCUCUCUACCUUAUUGGGAAUGCGGCUCCCUUGCUUGCUCAUUCUCUCUCUAAUUUCUCCCCUGCUUGCCCAACCCUCAUCCCAUAACGAUGUCCAGUCUUUACUGGAAUUCAAGAAAGGGAUUCACAGUGACCCAUGGGGCCAUAUCGACACAUGGACCACCGACUCUCUUCGCUCUGAUGGUUGCCCUGAUAACUGGCAUGGAAUCGAAUGCACAGAUGGUAAAGUGACGUCGAUCGCUUUAGAUGGGCUCGAAUUGGUUGGUGACCUCAAAUUCUUCACACUCUAUGGCCUGAAACAGAUCAAGAAACUCAGUCUCUCGAAUAAUCACUUGACUGGUAGGCUUGUCCCGGCGAUUGGGGCGAUAAGUUCAUUAGAGCAUUUGGAUCUAUCAAACAAUUCGUUUUAUGGGCCAUUGCCUGGUCGAUUAUUGCAGCUGUGGAGCUUGAUGUAUUUGAAUUUGUCUAAGAACAGCUUUGAGGGAUCGAUCCCGUCUGGUAUUCAGGCCUUGCAAAAAUUGAGGGUGGUUGAUUUGGGGGGGAAUAAACUUACUGGAAAUCUCCCCGUUUUUGAGGUAUUAUCCUCAAUUGAGAUAAUUAGGCUUGGGAAUAAUCAGUUCCAGGGUUUGAUUAAUCCCGGGCUCUUGAGAGAGGGUUCGAUUCCUUUGACUGAGCUGGAUCUUAGCUGCAAUAAUUUUUCAGGUUCCAUUGACAAUAUCACUUCUAAAACUUUGAAGUUAUUGAAUCUUUCAUCAAAUGUUUUAUCAGGUUCACUGCCUGGUAGUCUUGGGAACUGUACAGUGGUGGAUUUGAGUAAAAAUAUGCUUUCGGGAAAUUUGUCGGCAAUGGGGAGUUGGGAAGAUACUUUGGAGGUUAUUGAUCUGAGCGACAAUGCAUUGAUUGGAAGCGUUCCAAAUGAGAUGUCCCAGUUUUUUAGUUUGACAUCAAUUAAGAUAAGAAACAACUCCUUGACGGGUAGUCUCCCACAAGUGUUAGAGACCUUACCUAAGUUAAGUGUAAUUGACCUAAGCUUUAACCAACUAACUGGUGGACCUGUUUUAAGUGGUCUCUUGUCAUCACUAACAUUGACUAGCCUGCAUCUAUCAGGCAACCAGUUUACAGGAACGAUAUCUUUUCAAGCCUCAAGGCCUAUCGUGUCUGCUUCAAUUGGCAUGCCUUCUCAUUUAUCCUUGGAGUUUCUUGAUCUUUCUAACAACUUGCUGAGUGGCUCUUUGCCUCCAGAUAUUGGAAAGAUGGAUAGGCUUAAGUUGCUGAAUCUUGGGCAUAAUAGUUUGUCUGGAGAGAUGCCAAUUGAGAUAAGUGGGCUUACUAGCUUGGAGUAUCUCGAUCUCUCUUUUAACCAUUUUAAGGGGAGCAUACCUCAAGAACUUCCACUUAGUGUGAAAACGCUCAAUGUGUCCUAUAAUGAUUUGUCAGGUAUUAUUCCUGAAACAUUGGAGAGAAGAUUCCCUGAUUCUUCAUUUCAUCCUGGGAAUGACUUACUACUCUUUUCAGUAAAUCCAUCUCCGAAGAAUGGAGUUCCUGAUAAAGGUUUUAGUGGUGAACAUCAUAGUCAUUUAAAAUCUGGUAUCAAGGCAAUCAUCAUUGUUGGAUCUAUUUUUGGGGCCUUGGUAAUGAUAGGCUUGCUUCUAUUGUUUCAUCAUCGUAAACACCUGCAGGAAUUUGGUGGACGCAGUGAUAAAAUCACUGGAAGGGAUAUCAAGCAUGGGAGGUUUACUCCCCCUGAUCUUUUUGGGCUUCGGAAAAACAUUGAACCGUCUCCAACUCCACUGAGUUUCUCCACCGAUCACUUGCUUUCAUCCCAGAGUAGGUCCAUAUCAAUGCAGAAACAUUUGCCAGAGGAAACUGCCGAAUCAAGUCUUAUUGAGUUACGAGAAGAAGUCUCAGAAACAGGGAAGACGGAUCUUUGUGAUAGUGCUCCUCCAGAAAACAGGAAAGGUUCUCCAAGCCCCCGCAUUUCUUCAUCUCCUCGUUCUAAUGAUCCUUAUGUACCUGAACAACCAGUAAUUUUAAAUGUCUAUUCUCCUGAUCGAUUAGCCGGGGACCUGUUUUUCUUGGACAGUUCACUGGUAUUCACAGCUGAGGAAUUAUCUCGUGCACCAGCUGAAGUUUUGGGCAGAAGCAGCCAUGGAACUUCAUAUAAAGCCACUUUAGAUAGUGCUCAUAUGCUAACAGUGAAGUGGUUAAGAGAGGGCCUUGUCAAACACAAGAAAGAAUUCUCCAAGGACGCAAAACGUAUCGGAAGCAUCAGGCAUCCAAAUAUUGUUUCGAUAAGAUGCUAUUAUUGGGGGCCCAGGGAACAUGAGAAGCUGAUUAUAUCAGACUAUAUCAAUGCAGAGAGCCUUGAAAUCGUUCAUCAUCCUCAAGCCCCUCCUCUGUCAUUUCGCCAGAGACUUAAGAUUGCCAUCGACGUCGCCCGAGCUCUUUGUUAUCUCCAUCACGAGAAAGGCCUACCUCAUGGCAACCUCAAGCCCACAAACAUUCUUUUAACGACACCCCCUGAUUUCACAGCUCGCCUCACUGACUACAGUCUCCAUAGGCUAAUGACCACAAUUGGCACAGCUGAUCAAAUCUUAAACCUAGGGGCCCUAGGUUACAGGGCCCCAGAAUUAGCCAAUGCAAAUAAACCAACCCCUUCUUUCAAAGCUGAUGUCUACGCACUUGGGGUUAUUAUUAUGGAACUUCUUACUGGUAAAAGUGCAGGUGAUAUAAUAUCAGGCCAUUCAGGAGCUGUUGAUCUUGCGGAUUGGGUUCAAUUAUGUGCAAGUGAUGGGAGAGGGGCAGAUUGCUAUGAUGUACAGGUUGUGAGUUCAGAGGGGGUUCUCAGAGAGAUGGAUGAUUUGCUUGCAGUUUCUUUGAAGUGUGUUCUUCCUGUCAAUGCAAGGCCUGAUAUUAGAACAGUCCUUGAUGAUCUCAGUUCUAUAAGUUAGGAUUGAGGCUUUUCUAGUUUGUGACAUGUGUACCAAGAGUAGUGUUGUAGUAGGGUUUUUUGAGUUGUUGAUUUUGUUGUGAGAUUUUCCUUUUUUUUCCUGAGCUGAGCUAACCUUGGCAUUUUUGUGUAAAGAGAAAUUAUUGAUUGAUUGAUUGAUUUGUAAUUUACAUGGUGAA